AUGCAGGACUACAACACAUUAGGGGUCACGAGUAUGGAAGACCGUCGAAAACUUUUUCAGCUUAUCCAGACCAUCAAAGCCCAAUAUGUUGACAACCCGGAACCUUCUCCUCCUAUGGCUACCGCCUCUAUCCCGCAUUCGUCUGCCGCUCCACCUCUUACUAAUGACUCGGAUGACAUCUCCCGCGGAUACGGCGCUCAAGCAUUGAGUGAGAUGUCCAAGAGGUCCUCGGAUGCUCGCCUAUCCAUGUCGAUGGGUCGUCGAUCGGGAGCCAAUAUGGUAAACAGCCUGAGCCAUUCCAAGAGCCUCUCGACUUCAAUGGCAUCAUCGUACCAGCUCCAGGAACAGGAACGCCUUCAACAACAACAGCAACAACAGUUUCAGCAGCAACAACAGUUUCAGCAACAGCAACAACAGCAACGCCAGGCGCAAGAAUACGAUUAUGAGAUGCAACAACAACAGCAGCAGUACCAGCAAUAUCAACAACAACAACAGCUUUUGCAACAGCAACAGUAUAGGCAGCAGCAGCGUGAACUAAUGCUUCAACAGCAACAGCAACAGCAGCAACAACAACAACAACAUAUGAUGCAGAUGGAGCAACCGCGUCAGUAUGCCGACGGCAGGGGCUUCAAGGUGGCAUCAGAUGACGAGGAGGAUCCUAUCCCUAUUCAGGAGGCGCAACGUGGAAUGAACGCUUACAGUGUUCCAUCAGGCGGACGGGGGACUCUUGGCCGGAACAGCUCUUACACGGUCAACGACAUGAUGGCCAAGAUCCGUGUCUGUGUCCGAAAGAGGCCGCUCAGCAGCAAGGAGAUCCAUCGUGGCGAAAAGGACAUGGCCAGUGUUUCUGGUCGUCAACUGGCCGUAGACGAACCGAAAGUACGAUUGGAUAUGACAAAGUUCAUUGAACGACACAAGUUUGUUUUCGACGAGGUCUUUGAUUCUGAUUCCACCAACGAGGAUGUCUAUAGACGGACGGCUUAUCCUUUGGUUCAAUACCUCUUCGAAGGAGGAAAGGCUACCUGCUUUGCCUACGGUCAGACGGGAAGUGGAAAGACCUAUACUAUGUUGGAUGACAGUCAAGGACUUUACGUACUGGCGGCACGGGAUAUUUUCGUCAAGCUUCGAAGCCCAGAAAACUCGCACCUGUCGAUCUUUAUGGGCUUCUACGAGAUUUACCAGGGCCAGCUGCACGAUCUGUUGAACGAGCGCAAGAAGCUGCAUGCACGUGAGGAUGGCAAGAACGGCGUUGUUGUCGCUGGACUGAAGGAGUUUGAGAUUGUGAAUGUCGAAGGAUUGAUGCAGGUCUUUGCCUACGGCAACAAUGCUCGCAGUACAGGAAGCACUCGUGCGAAUGCAGACUCUUCUCGGUCGCAUGCCAUCAUGCAAAUUGUGCUGAAGGACAGGGCUUCCAAGACUGCGAUAGGAAAGCUGAGCUUUAUCGACCUUGCCGGAAGCGAGCGUGGCGCCGACCGUGGAGAGACCGAUGUCAAAACAAGAAUGGAGGGUGCAGAGAUUAACAAGAGUUUGUUGGCGUUGAAGGAGUGUAUUCGUGCGCUGGAUCAGGACAAGAAGCACACUCCGUUCCGUCAGAGCAAGUUGACUCAGGUCUUGAAGGACUCGUUUGUGGGUAAUUCAAGGACUUGUAUGAUCGCCACGAUCUCGCCCAAUAACUCGAACAGCGAGCAUACCCUCAAUACCCUUCGCUAUGCCGAUCGUGUGAAGGAGCUGAAGGCGGAAGGAGGAGCAAAGGGCACGGCGCCGUCAGAUACCGAAAACUACAUGGACGACACCGAGGGCGAACUGGGCGGGACCACAAGCGCCUACGACGACGACGACUUUAUCUCCUCGACCAGCGACAACAUUGCCGACGAGACUAUCGACCUCCUCGACGACGAAGAGUUCCCCCAUGCCCUAGACCAAGAAGAAAUGGACCCACAUCCCUUGGCUACCUCGACCUAUGACCAUGAACUAGAGGAGCCUCCUAGCCCGGGACAUAUCUUGCGGGGCGGGUUUGACGAUGGGGAGGAGAUUAAUUCGAGGAGGAUGUCGUAUCAGCAGCAGCAAGCUCAGGCGCAGAGGCAGCUGUUGCAACAACAGCAGUUGCAGCAUCAGCAAAAUCAGCUCCAGCUGCAGCUGCAGCAGCAGAAGUUGGAUGCGGAGAAGUACAGGGAGCCACCGGUGCCUUCUUCGAGUGCGUCGCCGAGGCUGAAGCAGUCGACCGCGUCGUUGAAGGGGUCCAAGCCGGAGGCGUUUAGUCGACUCCCCAUGCCCCGUGGUAACUCUGCUCAACAGUCGCAGCCGCGUACGGCUUCGCCGACUAGCAACAGUCCUACUGCGACAUCCAUCCCUCCUUCCCAGCGCCAAUCUUUGAGCAACUCGAAUAAUCGGAGAAAUUCGUCCAACCCAUCGCCGCCCUUGAGCUCCCGGUCUGGACGUGAUUCCCGCACCAGCCCUGACGGCUCGUCCUCCAACGAGACUGCCUCCACCACCACCAACACUCCUACCACCACUCCAGCAACCGCUAAUGGUAUCCACAAGUCCGUCAGCCGCCACUCACCCUCAAACCUGAAGCGUCCCUCAGUGACGACCCUCCGACAAAGCGGCGGAAUCCGCUCAAGCACCAGUAGCAGUGCACCCACCUCAGCCCUCUCAGCUGGCCCCACCAGCGCAAUCCCCGACUCUCAUUUCGGUCUCAACUCUCCAACGUCCCCCAAGAUCUCCACACCAACCUCCGCCACCGCCACCGCCACCACAACCCCAACAACAGCAACAACUACAACCGGAGGCGGCUCUCCCUCCCUCGCCUCUUCAUCCUCCUCCCUAUCCUCCUCCACAACAACACCAUGGACAUUCUCAAUCCCCGAGAUGCAAUCCUUUGUCCGCGAACACCGCGCAGAGCUCCAAGAAUGCAGCGAAUUGACAAAACGCGAGACAAAACUCUUGAAGGACGUCAUGGUCGGCAUGUCCUCCCCAGCGAUGGCCCAGACGACGGGCUAUGGCGGCGAUCAGGAGUCGUUCCAGAGAUACCUGGAUGAACUGGACGAGAUUGUCGACGAGAAGUUGAUUACUAUUGUUGCCAUGUCCCAGAAACUCAAGACCCUUCGAUCACAGAUGUUGUAG
Molecule: messenger RNA, 3123 nt
Organism: Linnemannia hyalina
Lineage: Eukaryota; Fungi; Mortierellomycota; Mortierellomycetes; Mortierellales; Mortierellaceae
Source: the annotation of a GenBank genome assembly